GUUCUGUUCCAUGCUGCGGGCCGUCAAGGCGAUGCCGAUGCUUCUGUACUUUGCCUGGCCGCUGGUGCCGUACAUCCCACCGACCCUCAGGUCACAAUUCCUGCUGCAGAUCCAGACUCUUGGGCAGGCUACCUCACCCCCCGCCAUCUUGGUUGCUGCCAACUGGAUUCUUGCUACCCAGUUUGCCCUGCAGGUUCGCCUCCCAGUGCCCGUGCAGCGCGUGCACGGAUUAUACACCAACCAGACCCACAAUCCA
Molecule: messenger RNA, 256 nt
Organism: Symbiodinium pilosum
Lineage: Eukaryota; Dinophyceae; Suessiales; Symbiodiniaceae
Source: the annotation of a GenBank genome assembly